Messenger RNA from Anopheles aquasalis, 2340 nucleotides. Its product is annotated as 32 kDa beta-galactoside-binding lectin-like. The record is from RefSeq and is a predicted model, not a curated record. NCBI's taxonomy places the organism in Eukaryota, Metazoa, Arthropoda, Insecta, Diptera, Culicidae. Gene Ontology annotation, molecular function: carbohydrate binding; galactoside binding.
CAGCGUGUGUUCGUGUAAUUAGUGGACGUAGUGCGCUUGCUAGUAACCAUUACCAUUAUCUAAAAUGGGGCUACUACCCCCCCACCCACACGUGGCCACCGCGGGGGCACGUUAGCGCUGGACGAUAGAUCGCACACUUAUUGGUACGGAUGGCCGUGCUUCUCUAUAUUACGCUCAGUAUUGGGGACGAUUUGCUGGCGCUCGGCAGCGCGCUCUACGAUUGUCGUGGUUCGUGGACGGAAUGUAGAUCGCAGUUGGCCUUGAUACGUAAGGAACGCCAAUUCGAGUCAUUGCUACUGCAACGCUACCCACCGGAUCGGGAGGACAAGGACGACGAGCCCGAACUGCGACGACGACGACGCCCACAGCACCAGCAGCAGCACAGAGGCCAGCAAGUGAAACAAAGGAUGUCAAGUGAAUCAUUGGAUAGUUGCGAUUAUGCUUUCCCCGAAACUAUUCCCUCGCCAGGCUCGAUUAGCCUGGACAAGAGCUCCUCGACCGAGGUUGUGUACACGCUCGAAAACAUCCGGGAGGUAGCGCCGGGACUUUGCUUCGUCGUCACGGGCACGGUGCUGCUCACCUGUGAACGCUUUGCCGUGAACCUGAUGCUGAAGAACUCCGAUAUAGCGCUGCACAUCAAUCCGCGACUGCCACAGAACUACAUCGUGCGCAACUGCUACGUGAAGGGGAGCUGGGGCCGUGAGGAGGUUGCUUCUCCGCUCACCUUCAACCUGCACCGUGGCCACCGGUUCGCUCUGCAGAUACUGGUGACCAACGAGGCCUUCCUGAUCUGCGUCAAUGGGCGGCACUGCAAUUCGUUCAAACAUCGGCUCCCUUAUCGGAAGAUCUGCACGCUCGAGGUCAAGGGUGAUGUGCGGGAUGUGGCCGUCGAUCAGUGUUACAUGGAAAGCUAUCCGCAGCUAGAGCUCGAAAUAGUCAAACGACGCACACCGGAGGAACAGCGGCAGCAGGUGGUGGAGGUGAACCAACUGGAGGGAAUGGAAGUCAAACAAAUGCCCUACACCGGCGUAUUACCGGUCCCGUUCACCAACGGCCAGAAACUGCACAUCUUUGGACGCAUCAAACUACUGCCACACUCGUUCUACAUCAAUCUGCAAUCGAGUGCCUACGUGUGGCCUCAUCCCAGCAUCCUGUUCCACCUGAACCCGCGCUUCGGUAACGUCGGAGGACGUCACGUCAUCUGCCGAAAUAGCUGGCGCAACGGCAAAUGGGAGCGCGAGGAGCGAACGGAAAAUCCGAGCGGCAUGCAACCUGGCAAUCCGUUCCACCUGCAGAUUGAGUGUACCGAUGUUGGCUAUCAGGUGAUGCUGAACAACAAGCUGAUUUCGGAGUUCAUUUUCCGGGACAAUCCGCAGCUUGUCGAAGCAGUCUACAUACAGGGAGACAUCAAGCUGUACGACGUUGUGGUGGAAACGGCGUACUAGAUUAGUUGUGCUCGAUAUAGAAAAUUCCAAAAACUAGUGUACCCUAGCCUACGCUCACAGAGAAACAAUAUUUGGAGGCUUAUAGUGUCCUGUAGCUUGUAGUUAGGGCGCACGUUCAAGCGUGCGCCACGUAUGUGUCUUUGGCGGACAAUUUUUGGCUGGCAGCUUGCUUGUCUUAUAUAUAUUCUAUUUGAUUCGGUAGAUGGAACAACUACGGCUGUUAGCGUUCCGCAAUAUUGCUCCCAAUGGACCCAAAAACGAGAACAAUAAACUAUGUGUUAAGAGAUGUUAAAUGAGAAGCCAGAAUUCGUUGCUUUUUUUUGGUUCAAAACCUUAUCAGUACCGUGUACUUUCGAAACGACAAGCGUAUUCUUAUCGCUUGAUGUUCUGUGUUAACUGGAGGACUUUUUUCGACUCUCUAUUCUUAGCACGUUACGGUUCUGGUCCCUGAUACAGUGCUUUUAGUCAACCCAGUAAUGAAAUUCAUUUAACUUUAGUUAAAACUUAGACAUACAUUUUAAUUUAAAUAUGUAAGAAUUGGUUUUUGAUUUUUUCAGUAUAUCCUCUUUGAAUUGUUGGCAUUUCCGCAGGGUUACAGUAUCAUCAAGACCUUUCUCUGCGCCGAACGUUACGCAUGGUGUUUGCUCAUCGAAUUACGUACAUUUUCACAUGAUCUUUUUUUAAACACCAUUAUUCCAUUAUUUUUUCUCGAUCUUUGCUUUCAUCACGACGAUCGUCCAAAAUGUACAGUGAUGGCCAGUCGUAUAGCCGCGGUGUUCUCAUGUUUUUUUCAAUAGUUGUAAAAAUUGAUUUAAUCCAAUGAGUAUUUGAUUAAUGAUUGAUUAUGAUUAUGUUAUUUAUCGCAUAAGUUAAUAUAAAUGGUUAUUUUUCGAAC